GCAGCGCGCCAUGCGCGGAGACAUGGCGGAGCUGGGCAGAGUGCGGCUGGCAGACCCGGAUGCUCUGCUACCCACGGGCUUCUGGGCCGCCGUGGCCGUGUGGCUGGAGAGGCCACAGGUGGCCAACAAGCGGCUGUGCGGCGCCCGCACCGAGGCCCACGGGAGCGCUUCCCUGCCCCGCGCCCAGAUAGAGAAAGGACCGCGGCGGGGCCAGGAACCCGGGCUGGAGGGGCAUGACGUGCGGGAACCCGGACAAGCUUCUCCCGAGGGAAAGCCAGGCUUAGGACCUAGGGCGGGCCGCGAAGGCAACGUCUCCGCGGCUGACCUGGGCUCUCUGUGGGACCGAGUCUCCCAAAGCCUUGCCCACGACAAUCCGGAAAUGUUGGCCUUCAUCUCUGGGCCCGCGAUGGACUCUCAACCUGAAGCCCCUCAGAAACUCGACCUGGUUCUCAGAACCGUCAUCCCGAAAGCGAACCCUCGCUGCCCGCUUACAGAACCGAAGAAAGAACUGGUGGUGCAAGAUGUCACCAGUGGGAGUGUCACCUUUUUACCCUUGGAAGAAGAUGAUGAGGGGAAUUUGGAUAUUAAGAUGAGCAAUGUGUAUCAGCUCCGGCUCCAUCACAGUGAAGGAGAAUGGUUCAUAUCUGUUUUAAUUUUCUGUCCAGAGAGGUGGCAUUCAGAUGGCGUUGUCUACCCCAAGCCUGCCUGGCUUAGAGAAGAACUGCUGUCCAAGCUUGCCAGGUGGGCCGUGGAGAACAGGAAGAGUGAAUUUAAAAGCACCCUUUCCCUGGUGUCCGUCCUGCGCUACAGCAGGCUGUAUCAGGAACUCAAAGAGAAGUACAGAGACAUGGUAAAGGUUUGGCCUGAAGUAACAGAUCCUGAUAAGUUUGUCUAUGAAGAUGUGGCCAUCGCUACAUACCUGCUGAUCCUAUGGGAAGAUGAGAGGGCCGAGAGGGGAGUCACCACCAAGCAGUCCUUCGUGGACUUAGGGUGCGGAAAUGGCCUCCUGGUCCACAUCUUGAGCAGUGAGGGGCAUCCAGGCAGAGGGAUUGAUGUCCGAAGAAGGAAGAUCUGGGACAUGUAUGGACCCCAAACUCAGCUGGAGGAAGGUUCCAUCAUCCCGAGUGACAAGACCCUGUUCCCUGGUGUUGAUUGGCUGAUUGGUAACCAUUCUGAUGAGCUCACUCCCUGGAUCCCUGUCAUUGCAGCCAGGUCUUCCUACACCUGCCGUUUUUUCGUCCUGCCCUGCUGUUUCUUUGACUUUGCGGGGCGAUACCACCGGCGGCAGAGCAGGAAGACACAGUACCGUGAAUACCUGGACUUCGUGCUGGAGGUGGGACUUUCCUGUGGCUUCCAUAUGCAGGAGGACUGCCUCAGGAUUCCUUCUACCAAGCGGGUCUGCCUCAUUGGAAAAUCUAGAAUGUACUUGCCUUCUGCAGAGGUCUGGAUGGAUGAGCAGAGGACUCGAUACCUCCACAGCAGACAGGGCCACUCCCAGAGCCCACCUGCUAAAGGAUGUAUGCCUUCUGCACCCCAGGCAGCUGCCCACGAUGCUGGUCCCCAAGACAGCCACAGGACCUGCGAUGCCGGGGCUGAGGGCAUGCCUGAUGGCUUGGCUGCUGAGGGAGGAGUAGCCCCAGCCACAGGGCUCUGGAUGCCUGGGUUCUGUCCCAGAGAAAAGACCGAGCGUGUGAGGAAUUGUGCUGCCCUCCCUCGAGACUUUAUUGACCAAGUGGUUUUACAAGUGGCAAAUUUGUUGUUAGAUGGAAAGAACUUAACCACGGGGAGCUCUGAGGACGGGAGUCUGAAGACAUGGAAUGAAGGAGGGAGCCUUUCUCUGGCGCAGGUGGCUGCAGAACUGAGCCCGGAGACUCUGCAGCGCCUGAAGCGGGAGUGUGGAGGCCUACAGACCCUGCUCAGGAAUAACCAUCAGGUGUUUGAAGUUCUGAAUGGGCAAGUUCACAUCCGUGACUGGCGGCGAGAGCUGCAGAGGGAGAAGCCUCCAGAAGCCAAGCGGAGCCUGCCUGCAGAGGUGUUCAAGACGCGCAUCUGCUGGUUCUUCACUCACCAUCCUGAUGGCUGCGUGCUGCCUGCUGCCCGUUGCCCCUUUGCCCAUGGGCCUGAAGAGCUGCGCCUGUCCCAAACCUCAAAGAAGCAGAAGCAGGCUCCCUGAGUCCCUUCCUCAGGGGUCUCCAGCUGGUGGCUCUGUGGGUCUCCUACCUGUCUCCCCUGUCCUGAUGACACCCUGUUGGGGUGAAUUGACUUCAGUGUGACCUGUCUGUGCAUAGCCACUGUCAGCCACUGGCACACAUCUCCAGGCUGCAGAGCCUGCUCAGCCCUUCUCGGACUGUUCAGAUGCCAGAGCCCCCAUGUCAGCUUCUACGUACAUGACCUUCUCAUGCUCAGGGCUGUGUGCCCAGGUUUCCUCUGCCUGGGAGCUUGCUGCAGGGUGGUCACAGGCUCCUGCAAACAGACUUUUCUGUGAGGCCAUUAUCAGAGUCCUAGAGAACAGCUUCCAGAGUCACACCCUGCCACCCUUCUUCAUCCUUACCCCUCUCUUUGGCACCCUAUCCCUAGAAGUGUUUUACAGUUUUUCCUUUCAGAAAAAAAUUAUUUCCAUUUAAAUUUAUUUUUGACCUUUCACAAAA
Messenger RNA from Myodes glareolus (Bank vole), 2648 nucleotides. RefSeq names its product tRNA methyltransferase 44 homolog (gene Trmt44). Gene Ontology annotation, molecular function: tRNA (uridine) methyltransferase activity; metal ion binding. The record is from RefSeq and is a predicted model, not a curated record. Gene Ontology annotation, biological process: tRNA methylation. Lineage: Eukaryota; Metazoa; Chordata; Mammalia; Rodentia; Cricetidae.